CUAAUACCCAACUGCCCUAGGAAUUUUGAGAAUCGAUAAGUUCACCAGAUAAUCGAUAUUAUCAAUGAAGUCACUUCAUUAAUGUCGUCUCCCUACCGUAGGACAGAAAUUCGUUUAUUUUAGUCUUUUAAUAGGGAAUAGUUGUAAUUUUAAGCUAUGACAACUCCUCAAGUGAUGCGUAUUAUGGCUUUGUCCAUCAACACAGCAGCGCGUGCUGGUUCAAUAAUUCGAGAAGUGAUGCAGCGCGGAAAUCUCGGCAUAGUGGAGAAGGAGGGCAAAGACGAUCUGCAAACCGAAGCUGAUCGUUCAGCACAGCAAUGCAUAAUUGCAUCACUCUCACGAAAAUUUCCAAAUGUUAAAAUUAUCGGUGAGGAAGGAGAUUCCAACUUAGAUGUGAAAGACGAAUGGCUAAUCUCAGAGGAAAAUGAAGAGUUUCUCACUCACAAAUGUCCUGAAGAUUUGCGAGAAGUUAAAGACGAGGAUUUUGUAGUAUGGGUAGAUCCAUUAGAUGGCACUUCCGAAUAUACACAAGGCUUAUUAGAACAUGUCACUGUGCUUAUUGGUGUAGCCAUUAAAGACCGCGCUGUUGGAGGAGUCAUAUACCAACCAUACUACAAGCAAACAAAUGGCAGUAUAGGUCGAACUAUCUGGGGUCUUAAAGGUUUGGGAACGGGGGGAAUCGAGCCAAAGACUGCGGCAAAAGGACAAAUGAUUAUUACAACAACACGUUCACAUUUAACCCCGUUGGUGCAACAAGCUCUCGAUGCGCUAUCACCAACAGAAGUGAUCAAAGUUGGCGGUGCUGGGUUCAAAGUUCUACAACUGUUGGAGGGCAAGGCUCAUGCUUAUGUGUUUGCUAGUCCUGGUUGUAAGCGUUGGGACACUUGUGCCCCGGAGGCUGUGCUCGAAGCUUGGGGUGGUACUCUCACAGACCUAGCGGGCAUUCAUUACUCUUAUGCAGCAAAUGUAGAAUUCAAAAAUCGAAUGGGUGUAUUAGCUACCAUUCCAGAGAUUUCACAUUCCGAUAUUGCAGGUAAAGUGCCAAAAGAAGUUUUGGAGGCCUUGCGCACAUAAAACUUACAACAAUUGAUUGCUAAAAUCCAGGCAAUUUUAUUGUGGAUGUAAAACAAUUUGUUGCUUUGAAUGGUCAUGCAUAUUAUAAUCUAACUGUUAAGCAUAAUAAAAUUGUUGCUCUAGUUAAA
This is a messenger RNA of Rhagoletis pomonella (apple maggot), 1202 nucleotides long. Its product is annotated as 3'(2'),5'-bisphosphate nucleotidase 1. Gene Ontology annotation, molecular function: 3'(2'),5'-bisphosphate nucleotidase activity. The transcript has 3 exons. The record is from RefSeq and is a predicted model, not a curated record. Gene Ontology annotation, biological process: phosphatidylinositol phosphate biosynthetic process. NCBI's taxonomy places the organism in Eukaryota, Metazoa, Arthropoda, Insecta, Diptera, Tephritidae. The coding region runs from base 157 to 1074 and encodes 305 amino acids.